AUUUUUAAUCUAGCACAUAGCUUGUCGAUGAAAUCUCCUAGUUAAUGUUUAAUAAUUAUCGAUAAGUCGUAAAUUAUUACAGGCUACAUUGAAGAAAAAUUCAUCAUAAUGGACGUAUAGGUAUUCGUGAUUUUAUAUCAGAAGAGUAUUUUGUUGAUCCUGAUUCUGUUUGUAAUGGUAGCAGUUUCGCGAAUCGGGCAAAUCCAACCACGAUACCUACUUAAGACGCCAGAUGAAAAUGUAAGGUAACAAUCAUAUUCCUUUCAUUAGAUCAGAAACUACAUAGGUGAUCCAACAUCUGGAAUGAAUAAAUUGUGGAUUUUAUUAGCAGGCCUGGCGAUAUUUCGGAAUACUCAUCAAAGCGAUAUAGUCAAACUACCGGCCAAAAAACCUCCAAUUUACAAAUACACAUCGAAUUUCGAAGAAGUAACAAGAUGUUCGGGAUUUGUCGACAAGACGCUGAUGAUAGAGACAUUUUUCAUCAAACUGCACGGUAAUUUUCAUUUAAUCACAGCCCCUCGAAAAUACGGUAAAACAACUAUGCUCGAUAUGUUCGAAAGAUUUGUGCAAAUCGAAGUGGAUCAAAAUGGGAACGUGAUUAAUAAAACCAGUACAUCGAAUUACGAAUUAUUCACAUCUUCGAAUUUGAAAAUUGGCAGAAAAAGUGAAAUUAUAUCGGAACAUAUGGCCGAAUAUCCGGUAAUUUACAUCAAUUUCAAUAGUAUCGUUGGACGUACGUUUAGAGAAUCUAUGCAAGCAGUCAGGGGCAAGGUAAAAGCCUGCUACGAUCGAUAUAGAUGGCUUUACGAAUUAUUGGUCAAAAAAUACACUUCACCCGAGCAUAAUAGGGGAAGUGUAUCUCAGAAGGAAGAUAUCAAAUUCAUGGAAAAAGUCUACAGGGAGGAUUUGAAUUACGUGGAGAUUAAAUACAGUCUGCAUAGAUUGGCUAAAAUAGUUUACGAGUAUUUUAAAAAGAAGAUAUUCGUAAUUGUCGACGAUUACGAUGCAACUGUAUUCGAUUCGAUAAAAGAUACAUCGGUAUUUUUCGACGUCAAAGAAAUCAGUAAGCUGAUAAAUGAGAUUUUAUACGAGUUAUUUCGCACGUCUAAAUUCAACGAAGUCGCAUACGCCCUUCUGACCGGAGCUACCGCAGCCAUGGCCCCUUCCAAUAAUUUCAAAAUCCUUAACUUAUACAAUCACCCGUUUUUGGACGAGGUCGAAUUUGGUCCAUUUUUCGGGUUCACUCAAGAUGAAGUCACACCGUUGCUGUAUUUGCACAACAUCAAGCCAUCUGAUUGGGAAGACGUGGAGAACUUUUGCGGAGGAUAUGUCAUUAGAAACACUCCGAUACGAAUGUAUAACCCUUAUUCCGUCCUACUUUAUUUAUCUCAUCAUGGAAAAGAUCCAAAAUUACAGAAAGCCUGGAUUGAUCUCAUGCCUUUGGACUUUUUACUAGAUUUUUUGCAAGUGCCUGCAAUUUAUGAACUUUACAUUCAACUCGUAAUGUUGAAAAAUCUCCAAUUCGAAUUAGUCUAUUACAGUUUGGAAGAUUUAGAACAGCUAUCGACAGGAAUUCGAGAAAGACGAGUUUCGAGAUCGUUUGAUUUUCGAAUAUUUUACACGUUCCUGUUCGAAAAUGGCUACUUAAGUUACACAGAUCAAACUGAUUCGUUUUCGGUGCCAAAUGGAGAAGUCUACGAUGCCAUUACAGGUUCCCUAUUUCAAUUUUACGAUUAUAAAAUUAAAGUAGACCGAACUUUAGUAGGAGACGUAUUAAAAGACAUGUUCGAAAAAGAAACAGUUGACGAUUUGAUCGCAGUCGACUUGAAGAUAGGUUUUGAUAGAAUAAUGUACGGUUUGAAACAUUACGUUCCUAGUAACGUGUUGGAUGAUUUUUACUACCAUAGUAUUGUAUUCUACGUUGCCAGAGCUGGUGAUCCGGAAGCCCAUGUUGAAGAAAGAGUCGAAGGGCAAUAUAAACCAAGGACCACCAUCUCUCCUGUAGUAGAUAUCAUCAUGUCUUCAGAGGAGAAAGAGAAAACUAUGGUAAUUGAUGUUUCAAAUGUCUUAAAUCCCGAGCAGUUAUUGAAUCAAGCUAUGGAAUUCAAACCCUUUGAAGCAGAAGAGCACUUCGAAAUGAGAUAUCUGGCUGUUAGUUUGCAAAAUGGCACCACGUCAGUAGCAUUCUCUAUGCCUACCAACUCGGAAAACUCUGAAACGUCGCGUCUUUAUGGACAUGUGCUUUUGCAGAAAAGAGUAAGUGGUGGAAGGCUUUACCUGAAUACGUUCACAGCUCCUUGAAGUGAGUACUUAACUAGGUAUCAAGUAUCAAGUAGGUACGCAGCAGAAAUGGUAAAGCAACGAAGAGCCGAGAACGGAUCUGAACGAGAAUGGAAACAAGAACAAUAUGUAGAUAUUCGAAAAAUUGAUCCAAAAAAAGAAGGGAAUGGAUUCAGUACUUGGCGAUCUGUGAAAAACAAAACGAGGACGGAUUUUUUCUUGUCCUGUUUUCAGUGUAAAUGGACUACAAAUUACUACAAAAUCAUUUUCUAUGCUUCUUUUACAUUUUUCAAAUUUUCAUAUUUCUAAUUUUUGUAACAAUUAACAAUAUGAGCAUCGAUUUUGUA
Molecule: messenger RNA, 2627 nt
Organism: Planococcus citri (citrus mealybug)
Lineage: Eukaryota; Metazoa; Arthropoda; Insecta; Hemiptera; Pseudococcidae
Exons: 2
Coding region: 304-2301 (665 amino acids)
Source: RefSeq, a predicted model, not a curated record